Lacerta agilis (Sand lizard) is the source of this 3886-nucleotide messenger RNA. RefSeq names its product presenilin 2 (gene PSEN2). The transcript has 11 exons. Gene Ontology annotation, cellular component: cell surface; dendritic shaft; neuronal cell body. The record is from RefSeq and is a predicted model, not a curated record. The coding region runs from base 176 to 1546 and encodes 456 amino acids. Gene Ontology annotation, molecular function: aspartic endopeptidase activity, intramembrane cleaving. Gene Ontology annotation, biological process: amyloid-beta metabolic process; negative regulation of apoptotic process; protein processing. NCBI's taxonomy places the organism in Eukaryota, Metazoa, Chordata, Lepidosauria, Squamata, Lacertidae.
GAAAGAGAACGCGCCGGAGCCAAUCAGGAGCGGAAGAGCCGUCGAAGGGGUUAAGGAGCCGGGCGGCCAGGUGAAGAAGUCCUGGAACUCGUGGCUUCGGGUCGCGGCAGAAUCCGGCCGGCCGGGGGGCGCGACCCAGCCAGAGCACUGCAAGGUUCUCUGUGAAGGAGGAAGCAUGAUCACCUUCAUGAACAACUCAGACAGUGAGGAGGAACCCUGCAACGAGAGAACGUCCUUGAUGUCGGCUGAGAGCCCCCUUCUGCCUUCUUACCAAGAUGACACACAAACACCAGAAGCUGGAGAAACACUCACGCACAGGAAAGGACGCCCUGGCAGCAGCGGGAGCGCCAACAAAACUGCUGAUGGAAACGCGGCCGACACGGAAAGAAUAGCCAGAGUGCUCGCUGCCGUGGAUAGCGAGGAGGAAGAGCUGACCUUGAAAUACGGAGCAAAACAUGUGAUCAUGCUGUUUGUGCCUGUCACGUUGUGCAUGGUUGUGGUCGUUGCAACCAUAAAGUCGGUGCGGUUUUACACCGAGAAGAACGGACAGCUGAUUUAUACCCCAUUUACGGAAGACACGCCCAAUGUUGGCCAGCGUCUCUUGAACUCUGUGCUGAAUACCAUAAUCAUGAUCAGUGUCAUAGUAGUAAUGACGAUCUUCUUGGUUCUGUUAUACAAGUACCGUUGUUACAAGUUCAUUCAUGGCUGGCUCAUUCUCUCAUCUCUGAUGCUGCUGUUCCUCUUCACCUACAUCUACCUUGGUGAAGUGCUAAAAACCUACAAUGUGGCCAUGGAUUAUCCUACCCUGUUCUUCUUCAUUUGGAAUUUUGGAGCUGUUGGGAUGAUUUGCAUCCACUGGAAGGGGCCCUUGCACCUCCAGCAAGCCUAUCUCAUAAUGAUCAGUGCCUUGAUGGCUUUAGUCUUCAUUAAGUACCUGCCUGAGUGGUCAGCCUGGGUCAUUCUGGGAGGCAUAUCAGUUUAUGACUUGGUGGCUGUCUUAUGUCCAAAGGGGCCGCUCAGGAUGUUAGUGGAAACAGCGCAAGAGAGAAAUGAACCCAUAUUUCCGGCACUUAUUUAUUCAUCUACUAUGAUGUGGACUGUGGGAAUGGCAAAACAAGACAAUGCACGAAGGAGGUCUUCUGAAGAGACAAGGGAUCAAGCAGAGGGAGCACAGAACCAUGAUGAUGGUUGUUACGCUGAGCCAGCCGUUCCUGACAUGAGAAAUUCAAGGACAGACCAUCCAAUCGAUCCUCCCUUAGAGGAGGAGGAAAGAGGCGUCAAAUUGGGCCUUGGGGACUUCAUAUUCUACAGUGUACUUGUGGGCAAAGCAGCCGCCACUGCUAGCGGUGACUGGAAUACAACUCUGGCUUGUUUUGUAGCCAUCCUCAUAGGCCUGUGUUUAACUCUUUUGCUGCUGGCAGUAUUCAAGAAAGCGUUACCUGCCCUUCCCAUCUCCAUCACCUUUGGCUUGAUCUUCUACUUCUCAACAGAUUACCUUGUGCAGCCUUUCAUGGACACCCUUGCAGCCCAUCAGCUAUAUAUUUGAAAAAAGCAAACAAACCAGCGGUGAUCUUCUCUGGAGUCUUUGCUGUGCAACAGGACAUUUUCCAAUAGAUAUGGUUUUUACACUUAGUGCCAUAUAUUUUUCAGGAAUCCCAGUAAUAACACGUGUGCGAGUCUCCCCUGAGACUCAGUAGCCAGGCCCUUCGAUUUCUGAUGUGAACAAUUUGACUGGGAGCAGGACACGCAGCCUGAUUCUAUCUGUGUUUACUACUGAUCUCAGUUAGGCUUGCUCCCAAGUAAGCUUGCAUAGCAUUGCAGCCCCGAUAACCCUGAGACGCCUGGCCUCCUGCUUUAGUUUAGUGUGUAAAUGAAUGUGAAAAUGCAUUGGUUAUAUUAGCCCAAGGUGAAACAAAAUUCCUCUCCCAGGAGGUGAGCAGAUGAUGAAUGUGAAAUUCCAGUUUGCCAGAGAUGUUGCAAUCGUAGCGAAGAAUAAUCAUGGUUUCGAUGUACUGCUGCGCCAGCAUGCUUCCACUGGCGUAACAGGGCUUCUGUUUCCUCUCCCCCCACCAGGUAUCUCCAAAAUCUGCGCUAGCCCUCCACAGCUGAUUUUGAGGGUGAGCAGGGGGUGGUCUGGAUGGAACAGGAAGUUCAGUUUCAUAUGCUGAAGUCCCCAUGCCCCUACAGAGCUGCAGCCCCAUAAUAAUAGUACAGUAUGCUUAAAAAAAUACUAUAAAGCAUCUAAAUGGAAUAAAUGAGAGGAUAUUUUUUUCUGAAAGGGUAUUGGUUAUAUUAGCCCACGGUGAGAAAAAUAAUUCCUCGGCUGGGAGGUGAGUAGUUGGCGAAUUUAAGAUUCCUGUUUACACUAGUAACUUGCAAAAAAGAGUAAUUAUAAUGGUGGUAGUUGUGCAGCACACUUUUUUAAGUCUGUGAAAAUGCUCCUUUAAAAUAGGCAUACAGCUAAAGUGCAGGGGUUCGGUGGAGGCAAAACUGCACAUGAUUAAUAUGUAGCAGGUUUCCAAAUCUCUUGUUUUUUCUUUAAUUGCAGCCGUGGGGGUUGGAGGCCCAACUGGAGUUGCGAGAGAGGGAGGUGGGGAGGGAAGGUUUAUCCUUUCCCUCCCCAGCCAUUAUCAUGGCAAAAUUCGAGGGCUCCAUGCGGCUGUAAGAGUUAAGAAAAGAAUCCCAUUGGCACCAAUGGGACCUCCUCUUCCUCCUCCUGUUUUAUGCUAACCCUCCCAGCCAUGCCAGGGGUAUUUCAUGGAUUUGUUAGCAAAAAUGUAUGUGCCACUUGAUUGUAAUAAAACCUCUGAGUGGUUUACAAGAAAUAUUAAGAUGAUCAGUGAAAAGCAUUUAGAAAUAAUUAAAAUGAACCAUAAAAAUAGAUUAAAACAAAUCAACAUCUACAUGUCUAGAUAGACUUGCCCAAACAAAAACAAAAAAGUUUUAAGCAUGAAAAAGAGUGCAGCAAAUGCACCUGCCUGGUGUCAACAGGCAGGGAGUUCCAAAGUUGUUGUGUGAUACUCAAAUAGCAGUUUUUUACAGCUGUGAUGCCUGUAGUAGUGCAGAGUCCAUAGACUGAAGUGGUUGCAUGAGUAAACUGGCCCCAAGCCAUUAAGGGCUUCAUAUACCAGUAGUUAAACCUUCAACUUGGCCUGGUGAAAGUCAUUGCUGGGGAGGAAAAGGAGAAAUCUAAUAGCCCCACUCCUCAUGCUACCACCACAAUAAUUGUUGGGACUCCCGCACGCCUGUCACUAAAGAAAAGCCAGAGACUCCAUUCAGUGUAAUGUGUAGUUUAGCCACAGGAAUGAAGCAAGAGUGCAGGGCUUCUUCAGCUUUGGCACCAAAGCCCUUCCAAACCCAUACUUUUAGAUCCUCUAGCAGAGGGCCCAACUUUUAAGUGGAGGCAAGUUGUAAAUAACAGGGGGUUAGUUGCCCUGUUGCCUCCCUCGUACUUGAAUUGACAAUCGAGCCAAAAAGCAGCCCACAUGCAGCCUCUUGCUUUGCACUGUUCAGGAAUGAUUUGGGGGAGAAGCCAUUGAUUGAGGCCAAUCAAACUUCUUUCGGCUGUGUGGGGUGUGUGUUAAAUGACAAACUUGGAAAUGCUAUGAAACUGUUUAAUGUAAGAGUGAACUAUUUGGGGAAUAAUGUUUGUAUCAAAACACAGGGGUGAGAUUUGAAUCUGGUGUGCACAUUAAUCUAAGUGAGAAACAGUUGAUGCUCAAAAUAUUCAAGGCUUUUGCCCCGCAAAUACUUUACUUCUGACUUGGACUUCCUGCCAGGGACAUUGGUUGUUUUAAGGUUUUGGUUUUUAUUUUAAAUCUGAUCUGCUUUGCUUCCAAAUACCCCCUUCUAAGAACAACGCUAAUUAUGUGAUUUAUCUGCCUAA